Messenger RNA from Cuscuta europaea, 3004 nucleotides. Lineage: Eukaryota; Viridiplantae; Streptophyta; Magnoliopsida; Solanales; Convolvulaceae. The record is from the annotation of a GenBank genome assembly.
UUCCUCCCUAAAUAGCCCAUCAAGCCCGAAAUAGCAUGUGACCACGUGCUCCCGUUAGCCUCUGUUCGGUGCUCAGGCAACCCCUACAGCAAAUCCGAGAGACCACCGGAGAAGCAACCGUUGCCUUUUCCGUUUCCCUAUCCGCAAUCGUGAGGGAGGUUGAAACGAUCGCCGGGAAGAUGAAGACCCGCUUCCCAACUCUCGCUUCCCUAUUACUCAAAUCCACCCACUACCGCCCCUCUCAAGCCACCUUAAUGUCUCUUCAUCCCCAUCUUCUCAAUCCGCAAUCCUUCUCCUCCGUUUCUUCCAUCCCUCCUUCAUCCCCUUCUUCUCAUCCAUACCCGCGAACUUUGGAGGGAUUGCGUAGCAGGCUAGCUGCCGAGUCGCCGACGCUGUCUGACUUCACGCGGCUCCAAUCGGAUCACGAAUACUCCGUCGAGGUCGGAACGAAGAAGAAGCCGCUCCCGAAGCCCAAGUGGAUGAAGGAAGCGAUCCCUGGAGGAGAGAAGUACACGCGUAUCAAGAAGAAACUGAGAGAGUUGAAACUGCACACGGUAUGCGAAGAGGCUAAAUGUCCUAAUUUGGGAGAAUGUUGGUCCGGCGGUGAAACAGGAACUGCCACUGCGACAAUUAUGAUCCUUGGGGAUACUUGUACUCGAGGGUGCAGGUUCUGCAAUGUAAAGACUUCACGCACCCCACCCCCUCCUGAUCCAGAUGAACCAUACAAUGUGGCUGAGGCAAUUGCUUCAUGGGGUCUGGAUUAUGUUGUGAUAACUAGUGUUGACCGUGAUGAUUUACCUGACCAAGGAAGUGGUCACUUUACCGAGACAGUGCAGAAGCUUAAGGAAUUGAAGCCAGAUAUUCUUAUUGAAGCACUUGUUCCAGACUUUAGAGGGGAUCCUAGUUGUGUUGAGAAAGUUGCAAAGUCUGGAUUAGAUGUUUUUGCUCAUAAUAUUGAAACGGUUGAGGAACUUCAGAGUGUUGUACGAGAUCACCGUGCUAACUUUAAGCAGUCCAUGGAUGUUUUGAUGAUGGCCAAGGAUUAUGCUCCUGUUGGUACUCUUACCAAGACAUCCAUAAUGUUGGGUUGCGGAGAAACACCUGAUCAAAUUGUUAAAACAAUGGAAAAGGUGCGGGCUGCUGGUGUUGAUGUGAUGACAUUUGGUCAGUACAUGAGACCCUCAAAGCGGCAUAUGCCUGUAUCAGAAUAUGUAACUCCUGAGGCUUUUGAGAAGUAUCGACUUCUUGGGAUGCAAAUGGGAUUUCGGUAUGUAGCGUCUGGUCCCAUGGUGAGAUCAUCAUAUAAGGCUGGGGAGUUUUACAUCAAGUCUAUGAUCGAAUCCGAUCGUGCUGCAUCGUUGCCCUAGCCCCCCCCCCCCCCCCCCCCCCCUUUAUGACCAUAUAUUAUAGGCGAAGUUCAUACGAAUAAUCCCUACUUUCAGGGAUUCUACAAUAAUAAUUACUACUCAAAGUAUUCAUAAAAAUAAUCCGAACAUGCAAUGUCGUACACAUAAAUAAAUUGGUGUGAAUUCAAACUAAUGCUCGUUUAAUACUCCAACCACUACCUCCACUUUAUCAAAUAGUGGUAAGAGGAACAAGGGUAAUUUUAAAAAUCUCACUUGCUAAGUCACCUUAGGAGGGAGAAUUGUGCGAGUAGGUGCAUGGGGAAUAGCAAAUGGAAGGUAAUUGACCUAUGUAAAUUUCAUACGAUCUUCUAUUUUUGUUGGCGCCAUCAUGAGUUGAGAUUAUUUUGUUAUAUUUCAAGUACAGAUUAUUAUUGUAGAACCAUUGAACGUAAGAAUUACGCAUAUGAAUUUUGCCUAUAUUGUACUCCAUCACACUAUAUUUAGCUUGCAUUGAUUCUUUCACAAAUUGUUUACCCCCGGUGAAAGCAAGGUGGCCGUUUGUUCAUCUGUAGCAAGAUUAGCAAAAUGGCAGGUAUCACAUACAACAUAAUGGAUAUGUGAGUGUGAAUAGUAUGAUAUUGAACUUAUGGUUGAUUUAAAGCAUUACUGUUCCAAAUAAUUUCUUGCUUGUAUUUCUACAUUGAUCGGAAAUUGUAAUUCAUGUGGUCUGUACAACUUGUUCUACAGGUGGUGCAUUAUAUUCUAUAGGCUUCAUUUGGAAUUACUUCUAAUUCAUAUAAAUUCUCUUGUUCCUGAAACUGAUAUACGCUGCACAGGUUUGAAUACCGAUAUCUGGGAAUUAGGGAAUUCAUGGAUUUUGUCAAUCCCUCAAAUUGUGGUCAAGAUGUUAUCUACUCCCUUUGACCCUCUGUCCCAUUUUAAUUUUAGGCUUUUCUUUAUGACCCGUUCCUAAUUAAUCUCUCUCUUUGUUUGGAAGGAAAGAAUUUUGAGGCUUGUACUAGUCUUUGCUUUCUAAAUAAAUUUUAAUCACGUAAUUUCAUUUCUUAAAUGCCCUGCAAAGCUAACGUGAGAAAAAAAUGAAAAUGACUUGAUGGAAAGAAUCUGUUAAAAUUGUGGUUGAUCGGAACAAGAGCUAGUUUGUGUAGUUCAUGCUGUUUAGAAAUAGCCGUUUGGUUUCUUUGCAGUGUGCCAGUUUAUUUGCUGUCAAUGUAGAAAGUCUUGUUUUAAGCAUCCUGUAUUCGUUGAGGAUUUCAAAUUAUUGCAUUGUGUAUUGUGUUUUCUAAUUAUAAUGUUAUCUUUACUAUUAUUAUUGAUUGUGAUAGCAGAAGACUUUCCAAAUGAUAUGUACAGCUGUUGUCGUGGGUUGCCAACUGUGUGAUAAUUUGAACGGGGAUUGCGUAAAGAACAUCAUUGUUUCCUGAAGGAUAAAGUGGGGACUAUUGACCGUUAGGAAUACAUACCCUAGAAAUGUAAAUGGCCAGACAAUCCUUUUCGGGAUUCUUUAAUUUUGAAAGUGAUCACUUUUUUUAUAAGUAAUGAUUGUAUAUUCCGACACUCCAAGUUUCUUUAAUGAAAGAGCUUGUUAUUUGGGGUGAUUUAAAUUUAGAUAUAUAUAUGUGAGAGCAUCUCCAAUGUUA